CUUCCAACAGCAUGCGUGCAAGCUUAAUUCUUUGCUAGCUCUAACGUUGGAAUUUAGUAUCGUUUGCCAUCUAUUUGCUCUCCGACGGGCUAAGACCGGGAGGAAGGCAUUAAAUUCUUGUUAGUCGGAAAAUUAAGACCCAUUGAGAAAAGUUAAAUUCAUAUGUUAUCAUCAAUUCAGUUUCAUCACUUGUAGAAAGUAUUUAAAUUGAUAACUCAAUCUUAUCAAAAAAAUACCAAGUUACUUAAAAUAGUAUCUUUAAUUGAACGUUUGAAACAAGAAGUGAAAAUGGUUAGUGAAACGGAAAAUGGUUCGAAUGGUGAAAUAACAAAUGGAAAUUCAACGGUUCCAGAGUGGCUUAACGAAGAAUAUUUUAAAGAUAUUCUCGAUAAAGAAUUCGGGAAACAUGAGAUUACGAAAUUUAGUGCAGAAAGUGCAACUGGUAAAGGAGAAAACUACGCAUCCCGGAUGACUCGUGUCCUAAUUGAUCUUCAGCUAGAAGAUGGUACGCCAAAAUCAGUUCGCUACAUCGUUAAAUCCCUCAUAGGAGGUGAACUUUCUCAAUCUUUCUUGGGAACCGUAUUUCCCAAAGAAAUUGAAAUGUACGAAAAAAUCGUCCCACAGAUCAACAACCUAUACAAAGAAGCCGGCGUGGAUUUUUCCGUGGGGGCAAAAUGCAUUAAAACACAAAUUGAUCCUCCAGCUAUAAUUCUGGAGGAUUUGGUAGUCGCCGGAUAUGAGAACAUCAGUCGAUUUGAAGGAAUGGACUUGGACCAUGUUCAUGUCACAUUGGAAAAACUGGCUCGUUUUCAUGCAGCAACUGCACGAAUCUAUGAGAUUAAUGGACCGUACUCAGAACACUUCAAUAAGGGUAUAUUUGGGCCGGAAAUGCUUGCAAUGAUGGAGAAAAUGGUGGCCAGUACUUGGGAGGUAAUCAAAAGCUGCAUACAGAAGUGGGGCGAUUGUGAAGUCUAUAUUGAGAAAAUGGAAAAGUUGUUUUUAAGAUUUUGUGAUCUUAUAUUAGAGGCUGAAAAAAUGGAUCCGAAUGAUUUCAAUGUUUUAAACCACGGGGACACGUGGUGUAACAAUAUAAUGUUCAAACACAACAAAGACGGAACAAUUGAUGAUUUAAAAUUUGUUGAUUUGCAAGUGUCCAAAUGGGGUUCGCCCGUCUGGGACCUCCAAUAUUUUAUCAUCUCAUCAUGUAGCUAUGAUAUAAGGAUCGAAAAAUUUGAUUACUUCGUCAAAUAUUACCAUCAACAUUUAAUUGAAAGCCUGAAGUUGUUGAAGUAUGCCGGAAAGUUGCCGAAAUUGGUUGAAAUUCAAAUUCAAAUGCUGAAACGAGGCUAUGUCUGCCUUAAUACAAUGAUUGGAACAUUAUCAGCUGUAUUACUCGAUCCCAAUGAUAGUGCAGACAUUGAAAUGUUCUUCAAAGAUUCGGACGAAUCUGAUAAAUUCAGGAAACUUGUUUAUAUGACACCACGAUAUGUGAAAGCUGCAAAGUCCAUUUUACCAUUCCUAGAUAAUCGCGGAAUUCUUGAUUUAUAAAAAAUUUGAUUAAAGUAUAAUAGAAAUAAGUUAAGUUUUAUAGAAAAAUGAGAAAUAUAAAAAAAUGUUUCAUUCAGGGCAGAGACAAGUUGUCAGAUGUUAAAUGGUGCAAAGUGUCUUUUUGAUUGGCAACAGAAAUUGAAAUCGAAACAGAUGAUUUGAACUGUACAAUUGGCAAUUAAUUUUUGAAACUUGAGGUUUUCAAAAAUUCUGCCAUAAAAUAUCAGGAAGGGAUAGCUUUCCUUACUUAUCUAUCAUCCAAGUUUAGGGAUGAAUCAAACAAAGAUACACUAAAAACUAGCACUAGUUAUAUGUUGUAAAAUGAAAUAAAUUUUGAUGUUUUCCAAAAGAUUAAGGA
Molecule: messenger RNA, 1906 nt
Organism: Hermetia illucens (black soldier fly)
Lineage: Eukaryota; Metazoa; Arthropoda; Insecta; Diptera; Stratiomyidae
Exons: 4
Coding region: 289-1548 (419 amino acids)
Source: RefSeq, a predicted model, not a curated record